AUGCAGAGCCCCCCGACCGCACAACGACAACACCGCCGGUCGCCCGCGACAGACUCGGAUCAGACUUUCUACUCCAACACCUCCAGCAUGACGCUUGCCGGCGACGAUGCCGGCUCCAGGGCGUCGUCGGCGUCCAACCGCUCCGCUAGCAGCCAGUCGCGGCGGCCCAUGAAUCCCCAGCAGCAACUUUCUCAAAUUGAGAAAAGCGUUACGCACCUCCUAGUCGCCACGAAGCAGCUUCUCGAAACCCUCACUCUGUGGUCGCGCGGCACUGCAACGGAGAGCGAAGUCUCUGACGUCUAUGUGCGUCUCGGAUAUGAGUUCAACAUUGCCUCCCGCGCCUUCAACGCGAUCGGUGUCGACACAUCGGAUCUAGGAAAUGUCCCAGAGCUUCUCCGAAGCAUAUUGGAGGAAACCCUCAGUCAGGAAGCUUCCCAAGCGAGUCUCGACCGAUUUCUUCCGAGGAUACGGGACAUCAUAAUCAAUCUGCUGCAUGGCCUGAAGAAAAAGCAGCAGAGAUUACGCCAAAGAAGUGGCAGGGACUCGGCUGGAUCCAACGGGUCGAGCUCCAGACACGCGAGUGUGGGUGAGGACGAAGCACAGAGACAAAAACGUCAGGGGAGCGGAGAUCUGGGCCUUGACCACCCGGAUCUUCCUCCACGGACUUCAUCUGCUCACGGCAGGGCGUCACCCAGCAAGUAUGAAGGUCAAGGCGCGCAUUCGCGCGCCCGGUCGACCGCUAGCAAUCGAGACGGGAUGAACGCGUCUGACUCUUCGCUUUCGAGUAACGCCGCCCAAAACAUUCCCAUCAUCGCCCCGUAUCCUGAAGACGAAGGAGGCAUGCCCGCGCCAACCCCACCUUCCUCGAUUCCUGCGGAUUUCCCGCCGCCUCCGCCUCCUCCGAAACAGCAAGAUGCUCUAGCUGCGCUUCAGAGGGGUGGUGAGCUGGAGAGGAGGGCUUCGAGGCGGUUCUCAGCAUAUCAGAUCCAGAAGCACCUAGGCGCCUCGAAUGGCAUUCCCAUGAUGCCACCAAGCCAGAAUUCCCCGAUACCCAACCGCGGGCGAGAUGUGCGCGAGUCUAUGAAUGCCGUUCGCAAACGCGGCUCGCUGCUUCACACUCGCAAGCAAUCCACUCAGCAGGCAGCUGUCGACGCUUCUCCUAGUGCGAACACACUGGCAUCACGCAGAAUAUCAGAAGAAAGCAGCCAGAGUGAUGCUGUUGCGCCUUCUCCAGCCGUGCCUUCCGCUGAGGGGGAAGACUCAGCCGUAUCGGCCACAGAUGAUCAAGACGCCCAGCACGACGAGACUGAGGAGAAGCCUGAAGUCAGCGCGACCGUACCUGGGCCCGUCGAUGACAUCCCGGCCGCAGCGGAAGGAGACGACGACGACAAGAGCACUAAACGCCAAGCAGUAGUCACGCCUAGUCGUAGCGACUCUCGUAAAAUAAAGCCGGCGACGCCUCCGCAGAGUCAAGAAUUCAUUCCGGAUCAGUCUCCGCAGCCUGGUAAGGAACUGACCUUGUUCUUGCAAUACAAAAGCAAGAUCAAAAAGUUUGUUCUCCAGGACGGCUACAACGAUCUUUCGAUUGCGCGCCUACAGCUCGCUUUUAUCGAGAAAUUUGCCUGGAACACUCACAACAAUGGCGUCGAUCUACCAGAAAUCUAUGUUCAAGACCCAAUUUCUGGCGUUCGACACGAACUUGAGGAUCUGAGCGAUAUCAAAGAUCGCUCCGUCCUCGUCUUGAAUGUCGAAGCCCUAGAUGAAGUGAAGCGUCAUUUCGAUGACGGCCUCGGCGACAUCCGCAAGCUUGUUGAGAGUGUCAAGAGCGCAGUGGUAGACCAGCAAUCGGCCCUUCAGCGAGUCUCAGAUCGCCAGGCUCAGGCUGCAAAGGAAAUGGCGGGUUUGUCCGUUGCUCCAUCUGCUCGUACCUCAAUCGUGUCACCUCGUCCCACCGGCAAAAUCGGAUCAAUCAACCUCAAGGAUUCUGCAGCGCAGCUUGACGAGAUUCAGUCUCUUAGGCGUGAUCUCGCAGUCGUUCGCCAGACUUAUUCCUCCUUCGUAUCGGAUAUCGAAGCGAGCAUGGGCAACAUCCGUUCGAAGGCUGCCUCUGUAAAGAGCGCAGCAAUCAACGCCGAAGUUCCCACUUUGUCUGGUGAAACGGGCCGCUCCUAUGUGAACAAGGGCAAGAAGACUCUGAACGACGAUUCCGAGAAGAUCGUCAACCGCGUCGACGAUCUGCAGGAUCUUGUGGAGGAUCUGCGGAAAGAUGUUGUUGCCCGUGGCGUGCGUCCUCGUCCCAGACAGCUCGAGGUGGUUGCCAAGGAGAUCUCCUUUACCACAUCAGAGGUCAAGAAGCUUCAGGAUUUCCUCAAGAAAGAGAAGCCAAUCUGGACCAAGCUCUGGGAACAAGAACUGCAGAUGGUCAUGGAGGAUCGGGAGAUGCUUACCAUGCAAGAAGAGCUGGCGUUGGAUCUGCAAGACGACUUGGAGAAGCUGUCCGAGACUUUUGGCCUCGUGGAACAGGCGACAAAGUCGCAAAAUGUCCAAGGAUCUGGCAAUCGCCACACCAGCGUCAAGGCCUCGCAUGCGAUUGCCCUCGAUACCUCGGCCGAUCCUCGUGAAGCCAAGGACGGGAUGCUCAACGAAGUCAGGGCUCUUCAACCUAAUCAUGAAAGCCGACUUGAGGCAAUCGAGCGCGCUGAGAAGAUCAGACAGAAGGAACUCGAAAGCCGCAAGGAGGGCGAGUUCCAAAGGGAGCUCGGUAAAUUCGUCGAGGAAGGCAAGCUCAAGAAGAGUGGGGGUGUCGAGGAGGUCGAGCGCUUGCGAAUUGCCAAGGAUGAAAAGAUUCGAAAGGAGGUUUUCGAACUUCAAGCUAAAAGAGCCAUUGAAGCUGAGGAACGAAGGCGACAGAAGGCCGAAGCCAGGAGGCAGGCCCAGGCCGAGGCUGCAGCGGCCGCGGCAGCUGCAGAGAACGGCGAGGCUCCACAAGCAGAGGGAGAGUCAGCUGAAAAGCCAGCUGAAACGGAGGCGACAGAGGAAAAGAAGGAGGAGCAGGCACCCACCGAAAACGGUGGUGAGAAUGCUUCGUCCUGA
This is a messenger RNA of Diplodia corticola, 3093 nucleotides long. RefSeq names its product actin-interacting protein (bud6 aip3). The record is from RefSeq and is a predicted model, not a curated record. Gene Ontology annotation, molecular function: cytoskeletal regulatory protein binding. The transcript has 2 exons. Gene Ontology annotation, biological process: establishment of cell polarity. Lineage: Eukaryota; Fungi; Ascomycota; Dothideomycetes; Botryosphaeriales; Botryosphaeriaceae. Gene Ontology annotation, cellular component: cytoplasm; cell tip. The coding region runs from base 1 to 3093 and encodes 1030 amino acids.